This is a messenger RNA of Aspergillus campestris IBT 28561, 721 nucleotides long. RefSeq lists its product as uncharacterized. The transcript has a single exon. The coding region runs from base 83 to 721 and encodes 212 amino acids. The record is from RefSeq and is a predicted model, not a curated record. Lineage: Eukaryota; Fungi; Ascomycota; Eurotiomycetes; Eurotiales; Aspergillaceae.
CACUCACCCAGCACUCUCAUUCCAAACCCAUCCUCUAACCAUCCUCCAAAAACCCAGAAAGAUUUAAAAAGAAAAGAAAUCAAUGCCUCACCACCGCGCAACCCUCCUUCCCAUCCUCCUCAGUCCCCUCCUCUCGGCCCCAGUCCACGCCGCAUCCCACUCCGCCGUUCUCCACGCCAUUCAACCCAGCGCAGCUUUCCUCUCGUCCUCAUCGUCAUCACUACCAACCCGACCCGCCCGCUUCUUCUCCCAAUCUCCAAACACUCAGCUCUACUCAAUCCUCAACGCGCAGUGUCCCGCACCAUUCUCCACCCCCAAUCACCACACCCACCCAACACCAACACCCGCGUACACCAAAUCCAGAUCCCACUCCACAAUGUCCUCAACGCCAGAAACCAACACCACCACCAACAACAAAACCCCAACAGACUCCCAACCCGCCAGCGUAAACUCCGAAGAAUACCUCGCUCUCCCCGACGCAAGCUCUACCGCAUCCGGCACAGGCACAACCAAGCUCGAUAUCAGCGAGGGCGGCUCGACCGUGAAGUUGGACCACAUGGGCCCGCUGGUCGUUAAUCAGGAUGGGUCGCUGUCGCGGAUUGCGAAUUGGGAUCAGAUGGCGGAGAUUGAGAAGAAGAAUACGUUGAGGGUGUUGGGGAAGAGGAAUAAGGCGCGGUUGGAGGCGUUGAGGAAGAAGGACGGGGAGGGGGAGGGGAAUUGA